Sipha flava (yellow sugarcane aphid) is the source of this 2317-nucleotide messenger RNA. It is a transcript of the gene w, whose product is annotated as protein white. Lineage: Eukaryota; Metazoa; Arthropoda; Insecta; Hemiptera; Aphididae. The transcript is spliced from 13 exons. The record is from RefSeq and is a predicted model, not a curated record. Bases 1 to 2001 code for a protein of 666 amino acids. Gene Ontology annotation, biological process: transmembrane transport. Gene Ontology annotation, molecular function: ATP binding; ATP hydrolysis activity; ABC-type transporter activity. Gene Ontology annotation, cellular component: plasma membrane.
AUGAGCCUCAAAGACGAGCAGAAACCGUUGCUGCCGGUCAACAGCAAUAGAAGCGACAUCGAUUCCAGGCCCGACAGAGACCGGUUUACCGAUUAUCAGAGUUUGAAAAAUUCCAACGGAUCUGUUAAGAAUAAAAAAGUUAAUCAAAGCAUUACGUACACAUGGACCAACAUCAAUGUGCGCACGAAAAACGGCCAAAGCCGAGGUUUCUACGAUACACUAACGUCGUUUUAUCCAAGCAGCUUGCGAAACAAGUCGCAGAAAAAGGAAUUGUUGAAAAACGUGAGCGGAAUGGCGCGACCGGGUGAGCUGUUGGCGCUGAUGGGAUCAAGCGGCGCCGGCAAAACGACCCUAAUGAACUCUCUGACUUUCCGGAGUGACCGGAACGUGACGGAGACCGGCGUGAAAGCCAUCAACGGCGUGCCCAUCAACGGCACGUCGCUCACGGCCGUAUCCGCGUACGUCCAACAGCACGACCUUUUCAUCGGCACGCUCACCGUCCGAGAACACUUGAUCUUCCAGGCCAUGGUGCGAAUGGACCGACACAUACCGUACGACAAACGAAUGGCUCGUGUAGAAGAAGUCAUACAAGAACUGUCGCUGGUAAAAUGCAAAAACACUAUCAUCGGAGUUUCCGGGAGGUUAAAAGGUUUAUCCGGCGGUGAAAUGAAACGUUUGUCGUUCGCUUCCGAGGUUUUGACGGACCCUCCACUGAUGUUCUGCGACGAGCCGACCUCGGGCUUGGACUCGUAUAUGGCUCAAAACGUGAUCAGCGUGCUCAAGUCGAUGGCGUCCAAGGGCAAGACGAUCAUCUGCACCAUUCAUCAGCCGUCGUCCGAGGUGUACUCCAUGUUCGACAAGAUUCUGUUGUUGGCUAACGCCCGUACGGCUUUCCUCGGCACGCCAAAUGAAGCCAUCGAAUUUUUCAAAUCGCUCGGCGUCAGCUGUCCGAAGAACCACAACCCGGCGGACUUUUUUAUCCAACUGUUAGCCAUCGUACCAUCACAAGAACUGUGCUCGUUCGAAACCAUCGACACGGUGUGCGAGGCGUACGAAGAAUCUCAGUACAAAAACGAUAUGAUGCAACACCAAAAACAGAUGAUCAUCGCCGGCAAGGACUCAUUGGACUACUUGGGCUCGAACAACGUCUCGUCGCCGUAUAAAGCGUCGUGGAUCGAACAGUUCUACGCGGUUUUCUGGCGGUCGUGGCUCAGUAUCAAAAAAGAACCGGCUCUCACCAAAAUCAGACUAGUCCAAACGAUUAUGGUCGCGGCACUGAUAAGCUUCAUAUUUUACAACCAGCAUCUAGACCAGGACGGUGUGAUGAACAUUAACGGCGCGCUGUUCAUGUGCAUAUCGAACAUGACAUUUCAGAACGUGCUGGCUGUUAUAAACGUGUUCUGUUCCGAGCUUCCGGUAUUUAUGCGGGAGCACCACAACGGCAUGUACCGGACGGACGUGUACUUCCUGAGCAAGACGAUCGCCGAGGUGCCGAUAUUCCUGGUCAUACCGGUGCUGUUCACUACAAUCAUGUACUACAUUGUGGGCCUGAACCCUAAGUUAACGCACUUCCUCAUCGCCGUCCUAUUCAUAACGCUCGUCAGCCUGGUGGCCGUCUCGUUCGGUUAUUUCGUGUCGUGCGCGAGCGGAAACAUAUCGGUGGCACUUUCCGUCGGGCCCACGAUUGUUAUACCGUUCCUGCUGUUCGGCGGUUACUUCCUGAAUGUCGGGUCGAUACCGUCCUACUUCCGAUGGCUGAGCAUAUUUUCGUGGUUCAAGUACGCCAACGAGGGACUUCAAAUAAACCAGUGGUCGGACAUUGACUACAUCGAGUGCAACAGAGUGAACACGACUUGCCCCCGUUCCGGACACGCAGUCUUGGAAUCCAACAGCUUUGUAGAGUCGAACCUCACCAUGGACAUUGUGUCGCUGCUGCUGCUGGUCGUCGCCUUUCGGUUCAUGGCAUUCCUAUCUCUCCUAAUCCGAACGUCGAGAAAGUAACGUUCUCGGAUCUACGUAUAAUGAUAAUAUUAUACGCACACACAUCACACACAAAAAUGUAUGCAUAAAUACACCUAAAUUAAAAACAACCAUCAAACACGAUUUCAAACGAUCUUUGCGGAUUCCUCGUCCACCACAGUUGCCGCCGCCGCCGCCGCCGCGAAGGUCAUCACUAUUUGAACGGAUGCCAGAAAUACGAGUAUAUGUAAAUAAUGUAUUCUUGCUAUAGCUAGUCCGAAUGUAGACCGAUGAAUAGAUGAACAAGCGAAGUUGUAUUCUUUUUGUACAGAUAAAUAAAUUGUCGUUAUAAUAUAUA